AUGGGCACUUCUCCAUCGGAACGACUACAAUGGGCAGUAACGCUGCUCGUCAGGGUAUUUCAGGGUGGUGCAGGACCGCAGCCGGUUAAGUCACGUGCAAUAGGGUCAAUGAUGUCAUAUGAGCGCUGCUCGCCAUCACAACGGCCUCACUCACCGUCGCUUGUCUGCAAGACGGGCCAGAUGUCCAGGGUGAUGGGCUGGGUCGAGGCGGCGCAGGAGGUCGCGCGCGUGACCAACUGGCCGAUCGUGUCGCUCAAGCACGACGACUUCACGCAGUACUUCCUCGACCGCCAGGCGCUGGACGGCUGCAAGCCGUCCGCCGUGUUCAAGACGAACGCGGACGGAUCCCAGAUCACCCACGUCGAGGUCCACGCCGACAACAUGAACUGCCCUGCCGAGGUGCCCAUCACGAUUCCCGGCGGCGGAGCCAGCGGCGGCCGCACCGACCAGGUCGGCUCCGAGCCCCCCAUCAUCUGGGUCAAGCUCAAUGGUGGCCAGGCCACCGUCCAGCUCAACAACCCCGUCAAGCUGUAA
Messenger RNA from Trichosporon asahii var. asahii CBS 2479, 534 nucleotides. RefSeq names its product extracellular serine-rich protein, putative. The record is from RefSeq and is a predicted model, not a curated record. NCBI's taxonomy places the organism in Eukaryota, Fungi, Basidiomycota, Tremellomycetes, Trichosporonales, Trichosporonaceae. The transcript has a single exon. Bases 1 to 534 code for a protein of 177 amino acids.